Laccaria bicolor S238N-H82 is the source of this 1317-nucleotide messenger RNA. RefSeq lists its product as uncharacterized. Gene Ontology annotation, biological process: maturation of SSU-rRNA. Bases 1 to 1317 code for a protein of 438 amino acids. Gene Ontology annotation, cellular component: nucleus; 90S preribosome. The transcript is spliced from 5 exons. The record is from RefSeq and is a predicted model, not a curated record. NCBI's taxonomy places the organism in Eukaryota, Fungi, Basidiomycota, Agaricomycetes, Agaricales, Hydnangiaceae.
AUGACUGAGGAACGUGGCGUGAAGCGCAAGCGUUAUGAACCUCCUCAAGAGCACCACGAUAUCAAAGAAGUUCAUAAAGCUUCGAAGAAGGCGAAAGUGUUUGAAACUCAGAAGCUGGUCAAGAGGUUGAAAGAUUUACGACGCAAAGGAGACGACCCCAAGGCUAUAGAGGAACACGAGGAACAAUUAACAUUACUCAAGUCUGUAGAUCAUGACACAAUCGGAAACACUGCCUUCAAAACGAAGAUACUGAAGGAUAAUAGUCUCCGAGAAAAUGAUUUUGUCCAAGCGGCCCUAUCCUCCGAGGUUGGGGAGAAUGUGACCACCCCUGCGAAGCCCGGCACGCCUCUCGCAAAGGUGCAAAGCCGCCUACUCAGCUCAAAGCUCCUUGCAGCACAAAUUGUUGUGUCGAUCGAAAAUUUGAGGAUGCUUCUCGACCCAACGUUGCGUGGACCUAAGGCGGAAGGGACGGAGGAAGAUACCGCGGUGCCUGCACCCAAACGGAAGAAAGCGCCGACUUUAUCUGGGGAGCAAUCUGUUGCCCAUGCAGCUAUGGAAGAUUGCGAAUCAGAUGGGGAUGAGUGGAAAGGCGUCGACGAUGAAAAUCAAGAUAUGGCCGAUGCGGCGAUUGGCGAUGGAGUCGAUGACGGAUGGGAAUCAGGAACAGUGGGCGAAGGGGAUGACGUUGCGGGAUCCGACGGUUGGGAGUCGAGCUCCAUCGGUAAUGACGACGAUGUCUCUGAAGAUGGCGAUAGGCUGGAACUCCAUGCCAAGCCCGCGGUGAAAAAAUCGGCUACAGCAGCGCUCAAAGCCAAGGCAUCGGCUUCAGGGUUGCAAUCGACUUUCUUGCCCUCCCUGUCCGUUGGCUUUGUUAGAGGAGGGUCAGAGGAGUCAGAUUGGAGCGAAGAGGGCCGCGUUGCUGACAUUGAUGUCAAAAAAAAUCGGCGUGGUCAGCGCGCUAGACGAGCUAUUUGGGAAAAGAAAUAUGGUCGCAACGCGAAUCACAAGAAAAAGGAAAGCGAAGAGAGCACAAAAUUCGGUUCAGUCAGGGGAGAACCACCCCGUCCACGACAGCUUCACAAUCACCCACCAUCUUCUGGUGCGUCCAGGAAGAUCAAACCGACUUCACAACAGCGUCAACCUCCUGACAUGGGCUGGGGACAACGUCGGAUUGGUCCAAACAAAAUUCCACCAUCAAAAUCGGAAACAAAAGCAGAUCAAUCUCUACAUCCAUCUUGGGAAGCGAAACGAAAGCUCAAGCUGAAAGAGAGCGCAGGAAUUAUCCCUAGCCAGGGAACGAAAAUCAAAUUUUCAUGA